UUAGUUUUUUUUAGAGAUAUAUUAAAAAGAAACUAUUUAAAUGGACGUUACUGUUUGGAAGUCGAACUGGAGGACUUAACAGGCUACGACGAGGUUUUGGCAGAUAAAUUGCAUAAGCAACCUACUGAACAUUUACAAAUAUUUGAAGAAGCCGCCAGAGAGUUCGCAGAUGAGAUAACAUCUCCCAGACCUGAACUUGAAGAACAGUUGCAUGAUAUCCAAAUAUUACUUUCUUCCAAAGCUAAUCCAACGAAUGUGCGUGAUUUAAAAUCAGACAGUGUUUCUAAAUUGGUAAAAAUUGCUGGAAUUAUUGUCUCUGCGUCAGGUAUUAAGGCAAAGGCUACUAGAAUGUCGAUCAUGUGCCAGUCAUGUAGCACCGUCUUGCCGAAUUUGAAAGUAAAUCCUGGUUUAGAAGGCUUUGCACUUCCUCGAAAGUGUACCUCGGAUCAGGCUGGACGUCCCCAAUGCCCAUUAGAUCCAUUCUUUGUAAUGCCAGACAAAUGUAAGUGUGUGGAUUUUCAACUUUUGAAAUUACAAGAGUUGCCUGAUUUUGUACCACAAGGAGAGAUACCUCGGCAUUUACAACUAUUUUGCGAGAGAUCAUUGUGCGAACGUGUUGUACCAGGUAACAGGGCUCUUAUACAAGGUAUUUAUUCUAUUCGAAAAAUUGGAAAGCCAUCCCGACAAGAUGGCCGAGAGAAAGCCGUUGUAGGAGUUCGUGCGCCUUACAUGCGCGUUGUAGGGAUAACAGUUGACACCGAAGGAUCUGGUGCAAUAUCUCGUUACAGUAAUGUGACAACGGAAGAAGAAGAAACGUUUCGCAGGAUGGCAGCAUCUUCAGAUAUUUAUGAUCGAUUAUCCAAAUCUUUGGCUCCCAGUAUUUUUGGAUCAGAAGACAUAAAAAAAGCAAUAACUUGUAUGCUUUUUGGCGGGUCUAGAAAGAGAUUACCUGACGGACUGAGUAGGCGGGGCGAUAUAAAUGUUUUAUUACUAGGAGACCCUGGAACUGCAAAGUCACAGCUUUUAAAGUUCGUUGAAAAAGUGGCCCCAAUCGGCGUAUAUACUUCCGGAAAAGGUUCCAGUGCUGCGGGCUUGACAGCUUCCGUCAUGAAAGAUCCAUCAACGGUGAAUAGUUUUUAUUUUUAUAAACUUGGGAGGUACAAUACAAUCUCAUACGAUAUACAUAUCGCACAUCGUCUUCAAAAGAGGCACAACUUAAAAUUACACGUUUGUCAGAAAAUACGUAAAACUAUUUCUUAGCACAUGAUAAUCAAAUGGGCAAGAGAGACUACCUAAAUUGUAACAAAAAUUUGCUCCAGCGUAAGGCGAAUUUAUACUAGGUGGUGUUGGCAGAACAAAAACAAAAACUUCAAUAACAAAUUAUACGCUCAUUGACAAUAAGUACUAAACAAACACAUCAUGCGCCGUGAAAUCAGCGGAUCCGGUAUCACCACCUCGUAAGAUUUUCUCGAGCGCACAAUUUCAACAAGUAAUUUUUGAGCGAAAAG
Molecule: messenger RNA, 1508 nt
Organism: Rhagoletis pomonella (apple maggot)
Lineage: Eukaryota; Metazoa; Arthropoda; Insecta; Diptera; Tephritidae
Product: DNA replication licensing factor Mcm5-like
Exons: 1
Biological process (GO): double-strand break repair via break-induced replication; DNA replication initiation
Cellular component (GO): nucleus; MCM complex
Molecular function (GO): single-stranded DNA helicase activity; single-stranded DNA binding; ATP binding
Source: RefSeq, a predicted model, not a curated record